Ostreococcus lucimarinus CCE9901 is the source of this 498-nucleotide messenger RNA. RefSeq lists its product with no specific name. The transcript is spliced from 2 exons. The record is from RefSeq and is a predicted model, not a curated record. Gene Ontology annotation, molecular function: DNA-binding transcription factor activity; sequence-specific DNA binding. The annotation marks the transcript as partial. Gene Ontology annotation, biological process: regulation of DNA-templated transcription. NCBI's taxonomy places the organism in Eukaryota, Viridiplantae, Chlorophyta, Mamiellophyceae, Mamiellales, Bathycoccaceae.
AAAACGUGGAACUUGGUGAGCGAUGAACACUCCAACGACACGAUCGCGUGGAACGAGAACGGGCGCACGUUUACGGUUUGGAAACCGGACGUGCUCGAGAGUGAAUACUUGCCCAAGACGUUUAAGCACUCCAACUUUGCGUCCUUCGUGCGGCAGCUGAACAACUACGGGUUUCGCAAGUGUCACAGCGAUCGAUACGAGUUCGGCGUCGAAGGCUUCGAGCGCGGGAAGCCGGAACUUCUGACGACGCUGAAGCGACACGACGCGCCGAGGACGAAGAAGACGGGCGCGGGCGCGACGGGGAAGAAGACGGGCGGCGGCGCGAGCGCGCGCGGUCUAGCUUCGGAAGUCGAACAGCUCAAACGCGAUCGUCUUUUGCUUUUGAAGGAGGUGAUGCGUUUGCGCGAGACGCAGAGUUCGCAACGCGACGAGGUCGCCGCGCUGACGAAUAGAUUAGCGGUGACCGAAAGUUUCCAGACGCAGAUGCGGCACUUCGUG